AUGAUGACGGUCGAAGAAUCAAACAUCGAUGAUGCCACUCAAGUCAACUACAAGACCUGGAAGAAGAACUCCAAACACCUAUAUGACUACAUACAGACCAGUGCGUUGACUUGGCCAUCGUUGACGCUGCAAUGGUUGCCUGAUGUUGAAAAAGUGGAAGGUCUGACCAAGUCACGAUUGCUUCUCGGGUCUUUUAGUUCAGGUCUUGCUGAAGAACAGUUAAUCAUGCUAAAUUUCAUGAAAGACGCCAGUCCCAGAUCAAGAUUGAAUCCUCAGAAGUACGAUAGUAUAAAAGAAGAGUUUGUUAUAACGGCCAGCAGCGGCCUGAAACCGAUCAAUGUCCAACAAAGAAUUUCUCAUAGCGGGGAAGUCAACAGGGCAAGGUCCAUGCCUCAAAAUCCAGAUUUGAUAGCAACGAUAACGUCAAAUGGAGAUAUCAACGUAUUCGACAGGACGAAGCAUCCCUCCCAACCAACCAAGUUCCAGAGCGAAAUUGAGCUUACUUAUCACAGUAAGGAAGGAUUUGGCUUGAGUUGGAACCCCAGGAAGGAAGCCCAACUGGUGAGCUGUGCCUCAGAUGGAAAGGUCGCUUAUUGGGAUCUGAAUAGAUGGGUCAGAGGAACGUCUAUGUCACCUUCAACCACCAUAUCUGAGUCAGUGGGGUUGAACGAUGUGAAGCACUUACCUAUACACGACUCCAUAAUUGGCUAUGUUGGCGAAGAAUCCGUGUUUAAAAUGCACGACACUAGAAACGAUGAGACGAUAUCACUGGGUCGCGAGUCUCAUUCAGAGAUAAAUUGUCUUAGUUUCAACACAGGUAACGAUUAUUGUGUGGCAACCGGGGAUUCAGACGGUAUGAUUGACAUAUGGGAUAUACGCACGAGGAAAGCGUUCAAGGAAUUUAAAGCACAUGACGAGGAUAUAACAUGUCUGGAAUGGAACUGGAGCAAUCAUGGUAUACUAGCAUCUGGAUCCGGGGACAAGACAUGUAAAAUAUGGGACUUUGCAAACGAAGACGACGAUCAGUUGUUAUUUGUGCAUGGAGGCCAUAUGGCUGGUAUAACAGAUUUGGGCUGGAGUCCCGAUGAACAGUGGAUGUUGGGCACAGUAGCUUACGAUAAUUCCGUGCAUGUGUGGCAGCCUUCUACAGCGUUAGUUUGA
Kuraishia capsulata CBS 1993 is the source of this 1161-nucleotide messenger RNA. RefSeq lists its product as uncharacterized. The transcript has a single exon. Gene Ontology annotation, cellular component: cytoplasm; Rpd3L-Expanded complex; nucleus. The record is from RefSeq and is a predicted model, not a curated record. Gene Ontology annotation, biological process: regulation of gene expression. Lineage: Eukaryota; Fungi; Ascomycota; Pichiomycetes; Pichiales; Pichiaceae. The coding region runs from base 1 to 1161 and encodes 386 amino acids. Gene Ontology annotation, molecular function: histone binding.